Molecule: messenger RNA, 546 nt
Organism: Triticum turgidum subsp. durum (durum wheat)
Lineage: Eukaryota; Viridiplantae; Streptophyta; Magnoliopsida; Poales; Poaceae
Source: the annotation of a GenBank genome assembly
AUGGUGUGCAGGGCGAAGAAGGCGAAUAAGGGGAGGUCACCGCCGACGGAGGAGAUGGAGGCCUUCUUUGCCACGGCGGAGUGCGACGUCGCGCGGCGCUUCACUACCAAGUACAACUAUGACGUCGUCGCAGACGCUCCCAUGGAUGGGCAUCGGCAAGCUCCCAUGCUGAGAUCGACAAGCUCGACCUCAGCAUCGGCAAGUACAAUGAGACCUGUCACAGCAUCGUCACCAAGCACGUCGCCGAGUGGGAGGCCGUCGUCAUGCGCAUGGGGAGGUGGAUCGACUACAAGGCCGACUUGCAAGGGGAGGUGGUCCAUUGCCUUGGCCAUCCUCACCGUCGGCUUCUCUCCUCUAAGUUAUCCCACUGAUUCCUCCCCUCUGCUUAUCUCCCAUGCUCUAUGUGGUAAAUCUUAUGAUGGCCUUGGUGCCAUGGAAAUUUCUGCUUUGGCCAUAAAAUCUUGGACUUGCUGUCAUCUUGGAUUGAUUAUAAGCUUGUUGUUGUCUUGGCUUCUUAGAACUAAGAAUAGUAACCCUCCAAAGUGA